AUGAAGAACAAGGAACUGAACGAGGGCGUGUCCAAGUCCAGGCCGCGCGAGGUCAUCCUCAAGAAAAUGAGGGACUCGUACGUCGAGGAUAUCCUGCCGUUCAAGUCCGACCCGCAGGUGCGUGAAGAAUACAUCAACGCCUAUGGCAACAUCAGGAUCGGCAAGAUUCUCGAGGAUCUGGAUGCCAUGGCUGGCACUAUCAGCUACAUCCACUGCGACGACGGACUGGAGGAGACGGCCCCGGUCACCGUCGUGACCGCCAGCCUCGACCGCAUCGAUCUGCUCCAGCGCAUUCCGACCGAGCAGGACAUCAAGCUCUCGGGACACGUUACAUAUGUCGGCACUUCGUCCAUGGAGGUCUCGAUCGCCAUCCGCACGAUUCCAGAGGACAGCGACAACGAGGCCGAAGGCGACCCGAUCCUCGUGGCCAAGUUCACCAUGGUUGCUCGCGACGCCGAGACAGGAAAGUCUGCCAAGGUCAACCAACUCAAGCUCGAGACCGACGAGGAGCGCCGUCUCUUCCGACUGGGAGCCGAGCAGCGUGCCCGCAAGCAGGUCGCCAACCAGACCUCACUCUCCAAGCAGCCUCCCAGCAUCGAGGAGAUGUUCCUCAUCCACGAGCUCUACCUCGAGUAUAGCACCUAUCUUGACCCCGAGUACAACACCCCCAAGCCCAACGACGUCAUUUGGAUGAAGGACACCAUCCAGGAGUCGCUGGUGAUGUGCAUGCCCCAGGACCGCAACAUCCACAACAAGAUCUUUGGCGGCUACCUGCUGCGCCUGGCCUUUGAGCUGGCGUACUCGACCGGCCUGAUCUACAGCCAAGACCAUUGCCGCUUUGUGUCUCUGGACGACAUUGCCUUCAAAAAGCCCGUGUCGAUCGGCGACCUGCUGAAUCUCAAGGCCCAGGUUGUGUACGUGGGCAAGGCUCCGUCUCGGUACUUCCAAGUCAAGGUGAUAGCGGAUGUGAUUGACCCGCUGGUUGGCACCCGCGCGACGACAAACGUCUUUUACUUUACCUUUGUCGCCGCUUCUGCCUCCAAGGCGGGAUUGAAACGUGUGAUGCCACAGACCUACGACGAAAGUAUGCACUUCAUUGAAGGCCGUCGUCGCGACCAGCUCUGGCUCGCCAUGGCCACGCACAACACCAGUGUCUUGGGUCCAAACCACCAACUCUUCAGCGGCAGCGGCGACAGCAUCAAGGGCGGCGACCCGUCCACCAACAAUACCAACAACUUUGGCAUUUGA
This is a messenger RNA of Polychytrium aggregatum, 1248 nucleotides long. Its product is annotated as HotDog domain-containing protein. NCBI's taxonomy places the organism in Eukaryota, Fungi, Chytridiomycota, Chytridiomycetes, Polychytriales. Gene Ontology annotation, molecular function: fatty acyl-CoA hydrolase activity. Gene Ontology annotation, biological process: acyl-CoA metabolic process. The record is from RefSeq and is a predicted model, not a curated record. The transcript has 6 exons. Gene Ontology annotation, cellular component: mitochondrion. Bases 1 to 1248 code for a protein of 415 amino acids.